UUGUGUCACCCAUACAUAACUCCUCCAUCUGUCUUUAUAAACACUAACUAAAAUUUCCACCAUCAAUUUAUCAUUUAAGUUCGUUCCAAGAAAAUGAAGAUGUUUGCUUGUGCAAUUUUUAUGGCUAUGGCUUUUUUUCCAAUGCAAGUUAUAAGUGGUCAGUCAGAUGCUAAUUGUCAACAAGUGAUUGUUGGAUUAGCACCUUGUUUGGAUUAUAUACAAGGGAAUGCUACAAAACCAUCAUCAGGAUGUUGCACUCAACUAGCCACUAUAUUGAAAAAUGAGCCAAAAUGUUUGUGUCAAGUGGUUAAUGGUGGUGCUUCUGUAGGAAUUAAUGUCAAUCAAACACAGGCUAUGGCCCUUCCUAAAGCUUGUAAUGUUCAGACACCAUCCCUUAGUCUCUGUAAAGCUACUAUUCCAUCUGGUUCUUCAGGUGGAUCUAAGGGAAAUACAGAUACACAAUAAAACUGCCAUAUUUUCUCUUGUUUACCCUUGUAGUUUCAGCAUCAUUCACCACCAUCUGAGUGUGUUUUGGUGUUUGGCACAAUUUGGUAAUUUGAUGUAAUUCACAACGCUAAGGCAGAUGUACUUUGUUCAAUUUUGAGAUGUACUGUAUUAAAGGGACUUGAUCAAGAUUGAAUUAAUUUAUAAUCGUGUUGGAUGAUCAA
This is a messenger RNA of Solanum pennellii, 668 nucleotides long. RefSeq names its product non-specific lipid-transfer protein-like protein At5g64080. The record is from RefSeq and is a predicted model, not a curated record. Gene Ontology annotation, molecular function: lipid binding. The transcript is spliced from 3 exons. Gene Ontology annotation, biological process: lipid transport. The coding region runs from base 94 to 465 and encodes 123 amino acids. Lineage: Eukaryota; Viridiplantae; Streptophyta; Magnoliopsida; Solanales; Solanaceae.